AUGGCGGAGGCGAAGCGGCCAAAGGUGACCCUUAUCGCAAAAUCCGAUGCCAGUCGCAGUGAGCCAAAAGCGCCUGGAGAUGGCCGGCUGCGACCCGCCCCCGCGUCUCGGCAGGAGCCCCAAGCCCAAGCAGUGGCUGACGUAGAGAUUCAGAAGGUUAUCACAAGUGGAGACCGGCUACGCCCCGCGCCAGCUGCGAAGGUUAACGGGGUGGCCAAGUCUGCAACUGCUGCGACGCGGACGGUUCCUACUCCACAGAAAACGAAGGUUGGCGUCAAGCGCACAGCAGCGGCAGCCGGACUAGAGAGGAAGGGCGCAAGCAACGCAUUGAAGGUUGGUGUGCCUCCCCGUGUGGAGUUUCCCAAAGCGCCAGCUGUUGCAGCCCCUGCUGUCGCUGCCACGACAGUCAGAUCCAACGACGCGAAAGUCGUCACAAUCACUUCUGCACCCCCCGUCAGGCCUCCUGCUAGGCCGAAGGCCGAUCCCUCUCUCGUGUCCUUCAACGUGGGUGGCCAAGUCUUCCAGAUCUCCACGAAGGCAGUGAAAGCCAAGCCGGAGACCUUGCUUGCCAGAUUACUGGCCAAAGACGGAGGUCUAGAGCGGGUCCUGCACGUGCCGGUGGAUGUUUGCCCCGAGCGCUUCCGGAUUCUACUGGAUUGGUAUCGCUAUGAAGAGCUCUACGUUCCGAGCAUGGUCCCCAUUGACGCAGUCCUGCGAGAUGCGGCACGUCUGGACCUUCCUGCUGAACUUGUCAUAAACGGCAUUCCUCGCAGUACCCGGCUUACAAGGGCCAAGGCUGUCAGCCAGAACGUGGUCCUUGGCGUGACCCAGAGGUGGCCUGGGUUCAACACUUUCCUGGGUCAAGUGCUUGCUCAAAUCGAGGAGCAUUUCCAGGCGGUGGGGUCUCGGUCUGGGGUACACGCUGAUGCGCAAGACGAGGAAGCUGCUGCCGCCGACGAAGCGUUCGACUUCCCACGCUUUGUGAUUCCGCUUUUUCGCGAGGAGGGAUGGGUGGCGCCAAAGCACAUAUGCAGUUCUGCAAGAGCCCGAGUGCUGGCCCUCAAACUGGAGGAGCUCGGCUACCUAUGUGAGUUUUCUGACGCGGAUCUCCUGGUGAGCUUGCCCUUGAAGUUUCUCAGCAGCAGCUUGUGUGUUUUCAUGCUGUUUUUCGGCUGUGCAGCCGCCCGAUGGAAUUAUGUAAAUGCCCGCCAGUUUUUGUUUGCUCUGUGGUCGGCCACCAUGGUUAUGAGCCCGAGAGGGGGAAACAAGUGA
Molecule: messenger RNA, 1272 nt
Organism: Symbiodinium natans
Lineage: Eukaryota; Dinophyceae; Suessiales; Symbiodiniaceae
Source: the annotation of a GenBank genome assembly